Messenger RNA from Metarhizium album ARSEF 1941, 1215 nucleotides. RefSeq names its product Las1-like protein. Gene Ontology annotation, molecular function: hydroxyacylglutathione hydrolase activity. NCBI's taxonomy places the organism in Eukaryota, Fungi, Ascomycota, Sordariomycetes, Hypocreales, Clavicipitaceae. The transcript is spliced from 8 exons. The record is from RefSeq and is a predicted model, not a curated record. The coding region runs from base 1 to 1215 and encodes 404 amino acids.
AUGUCUUGUAGUCACUGGGAUCACGCAGGCGGCAACAAGAAGCUGCUGGCCGAACUCGGGACGCCGCGUUUGCAGAUUAUCGGGGGGAAGAACUGCGAGGGCGUGACCAGGACCCCCGCGCAUGAGGAGACGUUCAAGCUGGGCGAUAUCUCGGUCAGGGCCGUUCAUACGCCGUGCCACACGCAGGACAGCAUUUGCUUCUUCAUGGAGGAUGAUUCGGGCAAGGCCGUGUUUACGGGAGACACGCUCUUCAUCAGUGGAUGUGGCAAGUUCUUUGAGGGAAACGCCGCCGAAAUGCAUGAGGCAUUGAACAGGAGACUUGGCUCGUUGCCCAACGACACAGUCGUCUACCCCGGGCACGAGUACACAAAGUCCAACGUCGAGUUUGCCAUUUCCGUGCUCCAAAGCGACGCCGUCAAGAAACUGCAGGCCUUUGCAGACGCCAACCCAGUCACCACGGGCAAGUUCACCAUUGGCGACGAAAAGGCACGCACUCGGCAUACGUUUCCAUUCUGCGAACACAACGUAUUCAUGCGCGUGAAUGACCCUAUUGUUCAAAAGGCUACGGGGGCAACAGACCCCGUCGACGUCAUGGGCAAGUUGCGCGAGAUGAAGAACAACUUCAAGGCGACGCAGCCGAAGCGAAAGCCAGCAUCGUCCGCGCAAGGCACCCGGGCGCCCCAGGGCCGGCCGUCCAAACUCGCCAAAGAGCACAACAUAUCGGCCCAGGAGGAGGCCGAGAUCAAAGAAGCAUGGGGCCUCUUCGCGGAGCCUGCGGACGGCGAGAAGAACGGCGUCCUGCCCACCGGCGACGUCAAGUCCGCUCUCAUCGCGCUGGGCGUCCCGCCGACGCCCUCUGAGCUGGCCGAGUUCGUGUCGAUCCUCGACCCCGACGACGAGGGGUACGCCACGUACGAGCCCUUCUUCGCCAUUUGCGCGCUCAAGUUCCACGCGCGGGAGGCGGCCGGCGAGGGCGGCUCGGACGCCGCGCACCGGGCGCAGGUCGACGAGGCGUACCGGCUCUUCACCAACGGGACCGAGGGGCCCAUCACGCUGGCGCACCUGCGGCGGGUGGCGGCCGUGCUGAAGGAGGACGUGGACGAGGAGGUGCUCAAGGACAUGAUCCUCGAGGCGAACGGGGGCGCGGGCGUCGCGAGGGGCGUCCGCGAGGACGAGUUUGACGGCGUCAUGAGGAGCGCCGGCGUCUGGCGGUGA